Molecule: messenger RNA, 1206 nt
Organism: Cryptococcus amylolentus CBS 6039
Lineage: Eukaryota; Fungi; Basidiomycota; Tremellomycetes; Tremellales; Cryptococcaceae
Exons: 4
Coding region: 1-1206 (401 amino acids)
Biological process (GO): protein import into peroxisome matrix
Cellular component (GO): peroxisomal membrane
Molecular function (GO): zinc ion binding
Source: RefSeq, a predicted model, not a curated record
AUGAGAGAAGUGUACCAAGGGGAAGCCCCUUCAGAAUCGUCGACAGCACCCAGAGUCAGCCAGCUUGAUUCUGAUGAGCUCGAUGAAGCUCUCGUUUCCAUGCUCGGCGAGAGAGUAUCGAGGUCUUUGGACAACUUUCGGUCGAGUAUGUCCUGGGACCUAAAGCCGGAACUAGAGCUCGUGAUCAAGCUCGUCGUGUUUAGAUUCGGGGUAUGGGAUCCACUAUCGCGAAGCUCUCCGGGGGCAAAGCUGCAGAACUUGAAAUUGGUAUUGGACCCUAGAUCAAGGCUCAAAUCCACACGGAACGCUUUACUACUCUACUUGAUACUUCAUCCUCCAUUAUUUCUUUCCUAUAUAUUGAAGCGAAUCCGCCAACACGCACUCUCACAACAAUGGCCAGAUCUUCCCCAGCAUGACUGGCGGCUUAAGUGCUGGAAGGCUAUAGGAAGAGUAGAAUCAGUCGCCAACAUGUGGGCGGCCGUUAGCUGGGCCAUGUUUCUUUGGGAUGGAAAAUAUCCAUCUCUCCUGCUGCGCCUUCUCGGCCUACGCCUUACUCCCUCCCAGCCCCAUUUAUCCAAACUAGUCUCCUACGAGUUCAUGAACCGCCAACUCGUAUGGAACGCCUUUACCGAGUUCCUCAUGUUUGCGGUGCCCCUCAUGCCGCCCAUGGUUUCAUCUUCGGCGGUCUCGCCGCAAGAGUGGCUAAAGCCCAUACGAGGACUUUUCUCACAGCGCACGGACAUCGACUAUCAAUCGCUACCGAUCAUUCCUCCCGCUGAGCUUGCUGCCGAGAAACGAAAUGAAGUCAAAGUGCACAAGGGGCCUCUGGCUCACCUACCAAAGACAACCUGCCCCAUCUGCUAUCUUCGCCACACCUCUGCCCCUGUGCCCCUAUCAUCCUCCUCCCAAGGCACAUCCAUCAGCCUGCCUCCGCUGCCUACUGGGGCAGCAGAUUCAGCGGCCGCCACGGAGGAUAAUGAAGAUAGAAUCUUUGUACCAGCCCGGACAGACUGCGAGGGAGAGUGCGUCUGGUGCUAUUAUUGCAUAGGGGAAGAGCUAUACAGAAACCAAGAGGAGGUGGCACUCAAGCCAGUAUCCAAAAACGGGCCAGAGGAAAGCGAUACAGAGGAAGGCAAGUGGAGUUGCCUGAGGUGCGGUGGAAAAGUCGGCAGGGCAUGGCGAGUUGGUGUGGACGAAGACGACUAG